This is a messenger RNA of Xenia sp. Carnegie-2017, 1947 nucleotides long. RefSeq lists its product as uncharacterized. Gene Ontology annotation, biological process: cilium assembly; protein dephosphorylation. NCBI's taxonomy places the organism in Eukaryota, Metazoa, Cnidaria, Anthozoa, Malacalcyonacea, Xeniidae. The record is from RefSeq and is a predicted model, not a curated record. Gene Ontology annotation, molecular function: protein tyrosine/serine/threonine phosphatase activity. The transcript has 16 exons. The coding region runs from base 127 to 1893 and encodes 588 amino acids.
CAUUCUUUGACCUCUGUUUUUAUACCGAGGUUCAUCACAGGCUUUAAAGAAUCUGGUGUAUCUCUUCGUAGAAUUGCGAUGAAUACUUUACAAUAUGGAUAAACUCUUUAACAAAACUCUCAAAAAAUGCCUGGUAUGGAUGAUAAAUCUCAGAUGAUGGACUGCAGACCAAAGUAUUCAAAAGUUUCAGAAACACUUCGUUAUGUCACGUCUGGUUCUAUUCAGUGCUCCAUAUUUUGUGGGGGAAAGCAAUGUAAAUACGAAGGACCGGCGAAAUGGACAGAGAAUGAAAUGGCUAUCAAAGGCUUAUACUCUUCUUGGGCAACCGAUAAAAUUUUAGCAAUGGCAAGACCAUCAACGUAUAUCAUCAAAAAAUUCAAUGUUAUAGAACAAUUUCAGAGGUGCGAUAUAUCAACAAUUAUAAACCUGCAACAUCCUGGUGAACAUGCAAAUUGUGGUUAUGGAUUGGAAGAAAGUGGUUUUACAUAUAAUCCGGAAGACUUUAUGAGCAAUGGAAUAUUUUUCUACAACUUCAUUUGGAAGGAUUACGGUGUUCGUUCUCUGGAUUCAGUUCUGGAUAUUGUAAAAGUAAUGGAUUUCGCUCUACAAAAUGGAAAGGUUGCUGUUCAUUGUCAUGCUGGCUUAGGUCGAACAGGUGUUCUCAUUGCUUCAUAUCUCGUGUAUUCGAAACGUUUGUCUGCUGAAGAGGCCAUUCAUGUUGUUCGAAUACAAAGACCAAAAUCAGUGCAAACAAGAGCGCAGAUUGCUUGUGUUCAAGAUUUUGCCAAAUUUUUAAAACCCUGCUGGAUUAUCUUCCCUGAGUGCAUUUCAUCUGAACCAAUCACAUUAAAAAUACACCUCAGUCGUCAAAAAUAUAUUUUACAUGGAUAUGAAGCAAGAGAACUCAAAUUCAUUCCUAAGAUUGUUUAUGUGGUUUGUAAACGUCUUUUGCAAUUAUGUAACUUGGAUAGCAGUGAUCUGGAAAUCACAAAGCAUUCCUGGAAAGAGAAGCAUGUUGAUGAGAUUGACAGUGAAAAGGAUUUAAUAAAUGAUAACAUCAACAAUGAUAAGCCCAUUAGUGCGUGUGAAAUAUCAGCAAGUUCAGAAGAUAUUAAAGGAGAAUUUGAUGCGGAAAAUAUUUCUUGCAUUGACAACUGUUCUAGUGAAGAGAAUGAUUUACCAAAUUCCUUUCCUCCAGUGAAUGAAGAUGAUAAAUUAUUUGGUGUAUCAUUAAAUGAAUCAUAUUCAUCUAUGUUAAAUGUUGAUAUAAACAACUCAAAAUUUAUUGAUGAAACUGUAUCUUAUAAACAGUCCUCAAAUUUAUCUCAAUGUGAUGAAACAUUUGAUAAUAUUGAUGAUAAAGUACAAUGUUUGGACAACGAUGUACCAUCAGAAUCAGAAGAAUUGAAAAAUCACGAAUCUGUUAAUGUGAGAGAGCUGGCAAUGUUCUUUGCUUUGUAUGAUCAAAUAAAUGAUGAAACUUUUUCCCAAGUUGAAAAACUAAAGAUUAUUAUUAAUGAUCGAAGCGAUGGUUUCAAAUUUGUCGAAAAUGAAACUAAUAUUGCUGUUCUCGUGACGUUGUUGUUGUCAUGGCUACAGGGAUUGAAAUAUCCUGUAUUGAGUUGCAGUGAUGUUGAAGCAUUCCUUAAUACCAAGGGAAAAUCAGCAAAAGAUCAACUACUCACUCUCAAAGAAUAUCAACGAGGCACAGUGGAAUGUCUAAUGAUCACUGUCUUCAAGCUUAAUCCAAUUGAAGAUGAUCUUCGUAGAAGAGUUUUUCAGAAGGUUCUGUGUAUCUUGACAGAUUUUGAUUUGAGGUCGUCAUUUUCGGAAGAACUCUUAAACUCGUGUUUACUUCUUUGUGAAAACUGGUUUGUAACAUGUUGGAGGUGAGAUAAUUAACAACACAAUUUAACAUGUUUGUAAAUAUUAAUUUGUAAAUUUUAA